AUGGGACCUGGACGAACAGUCCGGCCACCAAGAAAUGCCCCGCAAUCUCAAGGUCAACAUUCUGGGAGUACCUCAGCAUCAAAAUCCAGGAAGGUACGUGGGAUAAAUAAGGGAAAGGGCUUGGAGCGUUUGAUCAAAAGGGCAGGUCAUCCACUAAACUUGACCAUCUCCGAAGAGAGAAGACCUAUUGGAGAAAAUAAUGAAUUACUUUCCAGAGAGAUUGGACUUCUUACACGGUACCAUGCACCUAUCCAACGUGCCGGGUGGCAUAGUCUGACUGAGGAUGAUAAGGAGCCGUUGUAUGAACUUCUAAAGCUUAAGUUCAAUCUUGAUUUCACCCAAGAUCAUAUCAAAGGCUGUGUGGAUCUGCUAUUCUCUUCAAGCUACAAAAGUUUCCGUCACAAGUGUUAUGAACAUUAUGUAAAAUCUGGUGAUGAUGCUAGAAGCAAUCCAUAUCCUCCCCUUAUUGAUAAUAGAGUUGGAGACUGGAUUUGGCUCUGUGAUCAUUUUGAAACAGAAGAAUUUAAGAAACGGUCCACAAUUGGGAAGGCUAACCGCUCAAACCUACCUUAUGUUCACAAGAAGGGAACAAAGUCAUUUGUAGCGGUUCAACAUGAAUUAAAUUGUGGCGAUAUCAGACUAUACAAGGAGUGUUACUCUAGUGAUAAGAAGGGAUGGGCAUCAGAAGAUGCCAGGAAUAAACAUGAAGAAAUGUUGCAGAAGCAAAAGGAACCUAUAGAGGAGGGUGAAGUACCUUUAACAGAGCAACAGAUUUGCGAGCAUGUGCUAGGUAAGGCAUAUGGUUACGUCAGAGGUCGGGGUCAUGGACCAAAACCAAAUAGAAGGGCUUACUCAAGCGCAUCAAGCUCAACUCAGCAUGUAGUGGAAGAAUUGGCCUCUACAAAGGAGAUUGUUGCUACGCAGCAAACUCAAAUUGAGGCUCAACAAUCUCAACUUGAAGCUCAACAGAAGAAGAUCGAUUGGCUACAAAGUGUCGUGUCUAACUUGGUUGGCAUUUCACCUCCUAUGGACGGCACUAGUGCAACAGGGCUAGGUUUCACAACUGAGCGGCCAAUGCCAUCUGACGGAAUAGGUUCGCUGAUAUCUAACACUGUAGAAAGGAUGUCAAGUUUUCCAAGAUCAUUUGCAAGUCAUUUGAGGCCAGGAUAUAGACCUGCUCCAACUUCUUCUUCUGAUGGCAAUGGCUCUCUGGUGUCGGAUGGAGGGUCCAGGUAUUCAUGA
Molecule: messenger RNA, 1242 nt
Organism: Triticum turgidum subsp. durum (durum wheat)
Lineage: Eukaryota; Viridiplantae; Streptophyta; Magnoliopsida; Poales; Poaceae
Source: the annotation of a GenBank genome assembly